This is a messenger RNA of Scomber japonicus (chub mackerel), 531 nucleotides long. RefSeq names its product gamma-crystallin M2-like. Gene Ontology annotation, biological process: lens development in camera-type eye; visual perception. NCBI's taxonomy places the organism in Eukaryota, Metazoa, Chordata, Actinopteri, Scombriformes, Scombridae. Gene Ontology annotation, molecular function: structural constituent of eye lens. The transcript has 3 exons. Bases 1 to 531 code for a protein of 176 amino acids. The record is from RefSeq and is a predicted model, not a curated record.
AUGAGUAGUAAGAUCACUUUUUUUGAGGACAGGAACUUCCAGGGCCGCUCCUAUGAGUGCGACACAGACUGCCCUGACAUGCACCCCCAUUUCAGCCGCUGCAACUCCAUCAAGGUGGACAGUGGCUGUUGGGUGCUGUAUGAGAAGCCCAACUACACCGGCUACCAGUAUGUGCUGACCAGAGGAGAGUACCCUGACUACCAGCGCUGGAUGGGUUACAAUGACACCAUCCGCUCCUGCCGUACAUUCAACUAUACCAGCGAGGGCCCCUACCGCAUGCGCAUCUAUGAGCGACCCAACUUCCAGGGUCAGAUGAUGGAGUUCAGCGAUGACUGCGAGUCGGUGCAGGAUCACUUCCGCAGCCGCGACAUCUACUCCUGCAAUGUGAUGGAAGGCUACUGGACCCUCUACGAACACCCCAACUACCGUGGUCGUCAGUACUUCAUGAGGCCCGGAGAGUACCGCAAGUUCAGUGACUGGGGGGCCACCUGCGCAACCACCGGCUCCUUCCGCAGAAUCACAGAGUUUUAA